This is a messenger RNA of Pseudozyma hubeiensis SY62, 822 nucleotides long. RefSeq names its product peptide transporter MTD1. The coding region runs from base 1 to 822 and encodes 273 amino acids. The record is from RefSeq and is a predicted model, not a curated record. The transcript is spliced from 5 exons. Lineage: Eukaryota; Fungi; Basidiomycota; Ustilaginomycetes; Ustilaginales; Ustilaginaceae.
AUGGCAGAUUCGAACAAAGCUGACAUCCGAGUUUUCUGCGAAUUCAUGUCGACAGGUUUCGUCGUGAUCAUCGGUGGCUACGACAGUUAUUGCAGCCCGCAAGCUCGUCCCGUUGUUGGCGGCAUCUGUUUCGACACCGCUUUCGACUUCAAGACUCACUUCGUAAGCAGUACACCCGGUGUCGUUAUGAUGCAGUCCAACGACCUCAGAAGUAUUGCUGUUCCGGUCGGCGCAUCGGGUGCCACGAUGUGGUUCACGACGCUGACACAUCGUGUCGAUAUGGUCGCGAUCAAGUACGCGGAUUGGUCUCCGUACACCUGCGUACAGUACACGAUCUCGUCCACGCAGGUCUACACAUCUCUGUUGCAGCCACAUUUGUUCUCAGACAUCAUGCAGUUUUCUACCCUCCUCUUCCUUUGCAGUGCUGUGCUACUCUUCAGCGCCGCUCAUGCUCGAGCCGCUCUCAGCUACGACGAUUUCUGCGGCAUCUUCAAGAAAGAUUGUGCAAAGGGCACCACGUACGCCUGCUUCAGCUCGCAAGACGGUCCCAUCUCUGGUCAGGACGACGAUAAUCCGUCAGUUUCUCUUCUGCCUCACGACGAUGGGUCGUGGGCGGUUGUCUUCACAUCGUUCGGUCCAACGUUCCAAUUCGGAACGGACAACAUGUUGGUGUCCCUCAUGCCAAGCUCGAAGGAAGCCGAUCAGGGUUGUGUCGACUAUGUCAUUCUGCCUCCCGAUUCGCACACCGCUGCAGACACCAAGGACCAGACCAAGACCCAGUGUCCGAAAGAUGGACCUAUCGUCAUCCCUGCUUACGAGUAG